Molecule: messenger RNA, 7873 nt
Organism: Linum tenue
Lineage: Eukaryota; Viridiplantae; Streptophyta; Magnoliopsida; Malpighiales; Linaceae
Source: the annotation of a GenBank genome assembly
UCUCUACGGAUGCUCCCAUAAACCUCUUCUCAACCCUUCCUUUCGUUCUUCAGCUCUCAGCAGUCUCACUCACUGCUGUAACUAUGUCACUAUUCUAGACUUCGAGGAAUGACUCAUCAAAGCCUUCUCUCCAUUGGAUUUUCAUUUGCUGGAAUUUCUUCUCUUAAACCUUUCCUAUGGCUUCCAUUUCCCUCUCAAGUCUGUCUUUCUCUCGCUUAUCCGCACCUCACCCAACUUCUUCUUCCCCGACCAAACGCAGAAUCAGGAUAAAAAGCUUCCCCUCCAGGAGACCAUUCAGAAUCACGACCAGAACCCUUCCAUUGUUGAAUAGCAAAUGUCGAGCACUUAGCUUUCAGGGCUCUAAGCCUGUCGAUGACGACCAUCCCUCUCAACCGCAAACUACUAACUCGGAAGAGCGGAAACGACCAGCUUUAUCAUCUGGGAAUGUUCUCCGGGGCGAAAGAAGUAUAAUUCGGAGCAUUGCGAGACCUGUAGCAUAUGUAUUGUUCUGCAUUGUUGCUGGGUUUCUUCAGGCUCGUGGAUUGCCUGCAUCUGCAGUUGUUGCUCCUCCCGCUGCGGCGGAGGAAGCUAGGUUGGAGAAGAAGGGCAAAGAACUUGACGACGAUGAAUCUAAUUGGAAGGGGCACGAGUAUUCGGAUUAUACCAAAACUUUGCUCAAGGAAGUUUCUGGGCUGUUGACUUGCGUAGAGGAGGUAAGGAAGGGAAUUCGGGAUGUCGACGAAUUGACGGCGGCUUUGGUGGUGGUGAAGGAUAAGAAAGAGCACCUGCAGAAUGAAAUAAUGGAGAAGAUGUUUACGGAGCUGAAGGAGUUGAAGAGAGAGAAGGAGAGUCUGGGAGACCGGCUGGAUGAGAUUGUUGAUGAGGCUCAGAGGCUGAGGGGAGAGUACGAGGAUUUACGGGCGCUGAGUGAGAAAGAGAGGAUGGAUGAGUUGGGAACGAGAAUGGGAGAGGUAGAGGAGGAAUAUAGUGAAGCUUGGGAGAAGAUUGCGGAUAUUGAGAAUGCAAUUCUGAGGACAGAGACAAUGGCGAUGAGUUUUGGGGUAAGGGAGCUUUGUUUUAUUGACAGGGAGUGUGAAGAGCUGGUGAAGACGAUUAUACAGGAAAUGAGGCAACGUCCAGAUAGUUUGCAAAGUAGCUCUAUUACCAAGCUUUCAAGGUCUAAAAUUCAGAAAGAACUCGAAAUUGCACAGAGGAAGCUUCUGGAACAAAUGAUUCUGCCUCAAGUUGUGGAAGUUGAAGGUGUUGGUCCUUUAUUUGGUAAUGACUUGUUAGAUUUUGCUGAACAUGUGAAACAAGGCCUUACCCAGUCGAGGAAGCUACAGAGGUCUCUGGAGGCAAGAAUAAGAAAAACAAUGAGGAGGUUUGGUGAUGAGAAGCAUUUAGUGGUGAAGACAUCAGAAGAUGAAGUUGUGAAGGGUUUCCCAGAACUUGAAUCGAAGUGGAUGUUUGGAAAAAAGGAGGUCGUUGUUCCGAAAGCCAUACGCCUCCGUUUGUACCAUGGUUGGAAGAAAUGGCGUGAAGAGGCCAAGGCAGACCUGAAAAGGAAGUUGCUGGAGGAUGUCGACUUUGGAAAACGUUAUGUGGCUGAGAAACAGGAACGUAUUCUUUUGGAUCGAGAUAGAGUAAUCUCAAAGACUUGGUACAAUGAAGAUAAAAAACAGUGGGAAAUGGACCCUGUAGCAGUUCCAUAUGCUGUCUCAAAGAAACUAGUCGAGCAUGCUCGAAUCAGGCAUGAUUGGGGUGCCAUGUACAUUGCCCUGAAAGGAGAUGAAAAGGAAUAUUACAUCGAUGUCAAGGAAUUUGAGAUGCUAUAUCAAGAUUUCGGAGGGUUUGAUGGGCUGUAUAUGAAAAUGCUUGCCUGCGACAUUCCAACUACUGUACAUUUGAUGUGGAUCCCUUUAUCAGAGUUGGAUUUCCAUCAACAAUUUCUUUUGGCAGCAAGACUGGCUCGCCAAUGCUUUGUUGCACUCUGGAAGAGUAGAAACAUAUCCAGUGUGAGAGAGUGGCUAUCAGAGAAAAUUCACAAUAUCAACGAUGACAUAAUGAUGGCAAUUAUUUUUCCACUGAUAGAGUUCGUCAUUCCUUACCCGGUAAGGAUCCGCUUGGGGAUGGCUUGGCCAGAGGAAAUAGACCAAACUGCUGGCUCAACUUGGUACUUGAAAUGGCAGUCUGAGGCGGAAAUGAAUUCCAAGUCCAGGAAUACUGAGGAUUUUCAGUGGUAUUUUUGGUUUUGCAUUAGAACUGUUAUAUAUGGAUACGUUCUGCUCCAUCUUUUCCGCUUUUUGAGAAGGAAACUUCCUGGGCUUCUUGGCUUUGGACCAUUACGAAGAAAUCCAAAUUUGUGGAAGUUGCGGAGAGUGAGAGCCUAUGUUCAUUCGAAAAUAAGGAGAAUUAAAGACAAGAAAAAGGCUGGAGUGGAUCCUAUUAGAACUGCUUUUGACCAAAUGAAGAGGGUGAAGAAUCCUCCAAUUCCCUUGAAGAGAUUUGCCAGCAUUGAGUCUAUGAGAGAAGAAAUUAAUGAAGUAGUAGCUUUUCUGAGAAAUCCUGCUGCAUUCCAGGAAAUGGGUGCCCGUGCUCCUCGGGGAGUUCUUAUUGUUGGGGAUAGGGGAACUGGUAAAACAUCAUUAGCUCUGGCUAUUGCUGCUGAAGCUAGGGUGCCUGUUGUUCAAGUUGAGGCCCAGCAACUAGAGGCUGGACUAUGGGUUGGCCAAAGCGCAUCAAAUGUCCGAGAACUGUUUCAAACAGCUAGAGAUUUGGUUGCACCAGUAAUCAUCUUCGUAGAGGAUUUUGACCUUUUUGCCGGUGUUCGUGGCAAGUUUAUACACACCAAGAAACAGGAUCACGAGGCUUUCAUUAAUCAGCUUCUGGUGGAACUUGACGGGUUUGAGAAACAAGAUGGGGUGGUUUUGAUGGCGACAACUAGAAACAUCAAGCAAAUCGAUGAAGCAUUGCAGAGGCCUGGUCGAAUGGAUAGAGUGUUUUAUCUACAACGGCCAACUCAAGCAGAAAGAGAGAAGAUCUUACACACUGCUGCAAAGGAAACUAUGGAUGAAGAACUCAUUGACUUUGUGGACUGGAGUAAGGUUGCUGAGAAGACAGCCCUUCUACGGCCAACAGAAUUGAAACUUGUCCCUGUUGCUCUUGAAGGUAGCGCCUUCAGAAACAAGUUUCUGGACACAGAUGAACUAAUGAGCUAUUGUAGUUGGUUUGCGACAUUCAGUACAAUUACUCCUCAAUGGGUUAGAAAAACCGCAAUUGUUAAGAAGAUGUCCAGAAUGCUUGUGAAUCAUUUAGGACUUGAAUUGACGAGGGAGGAUCUGCAGAGUGUUGUUGAGCUAAUGGAGCCAUAUGGUCAGAUAAGCAAUGGAAUGGAGCUUUUGAAUCCUCCAAUUGAUUGGACGAAGGAUACCAAGUUCCCACAUGCUGUUUGGGCUGCUGGUCGUGGUCUUAUGGCGGCUUUGUUACCCAACUUUGAUGCUGUGGAUAAUUUGUGGCUGGAGCCGUCUUCCUGGCAGGGUAUUGGAUGCACAAAAAUCAGCAAAGCCAGAAAUGAGGGUUCCCUGAGCGGGAGCAUGGAGUCCAGAACAUACCUUGAGAAGAAGCUUGUAUUUUGUUUUGGUUCUUACAUGGCGUCCCGACUGCUACUUCCAUUAGGGGAAGAAAAUUUUCUCUCUGCUUCUGAACUGAAACAAGCUCAAGAGAUCGCUACAAGGAUGGUGAUCCAGUAUGGUUGGGGGCCUGAUGACAGUCCCGCAGUUUACUAUACAACCAAUGCGGUUACUUCUUUAAGCAUGGGCAAUGAUCAUGAGCACGUGAUGGCAGCUAAAGUUGAAAAGAUGUAUGAUCUUGCAUAUUUGAAGGCAAAGGAGAUGCUGCAGCAGAAUCGUCAAGUUCUUGAGAAGAUUGUUGAUGAAUUACUUGAAUUUGAGAUCUUGACUGGCAAGGAUUUAGAAAGGAUAAUUGAAGAGAAUGGUGGGAUUCGGGAGAAAGAGCCCUUUUCCCUUUUAGAGGCUUAUCUUAGAGAGCCUGUGUCUAGCAGCUUUCUUGAAGUUAGCAAUGGGCCUGGACCUGCUCUGUUAGGUUCUUCCUAGGAUGAAGAGAGCACCCAAUUUUCUGGACUAUGAAGGUUGUGCAAGUUACUGCUCAUCGCAACUAUAUAAGAUCUCCUCUCUUUAUAUUCACGCAGAAGAUGAAACAAACUUGUUCUUGAAGCAUUGGAUAUUGUAAAUACUACAUCAUGUUAUGCUGCACUAGAUGGUGGAUCAAAUUACAUAUCUGAAAAAACAUAGCGGCAUUUACUGGCAGCCAUAAGAGGUAACAAUUGGGUGAGAGAAUGAUUUACAGAAACUAGAGUUGACAGAAAAUACAGCAGCAAGAGGUGAUUCUUGCACCUACAGGAGGCCGAUAACAGGUGAGUUGCUAAAAACUGGUUUAUCUUUCGUAGAGUUAUGUGUUCCAUUUUGACAAAUGCUUUUCCUUCUUGGCUUUGCCUCUCCAAGCAUUGUUAUGACAUCCCUCAUGGAUGGUCGCUCCUUAGGGAGCUUUGCUGUGCAAAGAAUCGCAAUUCGUAGUACCAGAAGCAUCUCUUCCUGCACAAGUUUGCAUUGUCCUACUAUGCUAGUGUCAAGUGCUUCUUCCAAUGGUUUAUUGUUUCUCAUCUUGGUUCUGAUCCACUCCACAAUAUCAACAGAUUCUCCGAAUGUAGGUUCUAGAGGCAUUUUCCCAGUCAGGAGUUCCAAAAGCACAACUCCGAAGCUGUAUAUGUCGCUCUUCUCAUCGACCUUCAGAGUGUAUCCGUAUUCUGGUGCAAUAUAGCCGUAAGAUCCAGCCACCAUCGACACUGUCUCAUUCUUAUGAGCCAUUACUCUUGCCAACCCGAAGUCUGCUAUUCUCGCCUCAAGAUUAGCAUUGAGCAGGAUAUUGUUAGACUUGAUGUCGCGGUGGAUGAUUUGAGGGUGACAAUCAUGAUGGAGGUACCCUAGCAGCCUCACAAUGUUUCGGUGCCGGAGCCUCCCGAGGAGGCUAACCUCUCCAAACAGAUCAUCAUCACCAUUUUCAAUGUCUGGUUCAGUUCUCCAGAGCUUCUUCACUGCCACUACUCCAUGUGGCCUGUGAACUUCAGCUUUGUAAACGAUACCUGAUCCACCCAUGCCGACAAUGUUUGUUUCUUUUAUACUUGCGAGAAUGUCAUUGCUGGUGAAGCUCAGCCUCUGGAAUGCCACUAAUGUCCAUGGCCAUUCUCUGCUGCUUUUGUUGAAGUAAUCAUCAACAAAACUGUUGCACAGGUACCACCUUCUGUAAACCCAUCUCCCUGUGAAGAAUGUCAUGCCAAGACAUAGAAUUACCGUGAUUCCAACAAGGAGUCCGAAGAGAAUGUGGUGGAUGUGGAGAUUUUGCGGUUUCCUUGAGGUUGAAGGCAUUGAAGGACACGGCAGAAGCACGCCGCCACAAAGGCCAGGGUUGCCUAUGAGGUCACUAGGGUUUAUUGCAGCAAACAAACCGUUGGAGGGAACUGGACCUUGGAGCUGGUUGUGUGAUACAUUGAUCAUUUCCAGGGCAGGCGAGCUUCCAAGGCUUGGUGGGAUAUGACCGGUCAGAGAAUUAUUUGACAGGUCAAGAAUGGCUAAAGUGCGCAUUGUGGCGAUUGCAUGUGGGAUUUCUCCACUGAACUGGUUUCCCCUGAGCUUCAAAGUCACCAGCUUUUCACACGAAGCAAUGCUUUGCGGGAGGUUUCCAGAGAAAUGGUUGGCGGAGAGAUCAAGGACCGAAAGGGAUGGGCAGUCCUGGAAUUGGUCUGGUAUCUUGCCCUGGAAGCUGUUGCCGGAGGCCAUGAAUGUCUGAAGUGUCGGAACGGAGAGGAUGUUGUAAGGAAGAGAGGAAUCGAGAUGGUUUCCAGAGACAUCAAAGAAGUUGAGUGAAGUGGAUAAAGAAAGGUCGUCCGGAAUUUCACCAGUGAGGUUGUUUUGGGCCAAUUCCAGUCGCUGAAGCUGUGGGAGGGUACCAAACCCAACUGGAAUUGCCCAAGAGAGAAGAUUGUUGUGCAUCCUGACUCGAACCAGUGACUUGCAAGUCGAGAGGCUCAUUGGGAUGGAACCAGAGAAUGCGUUGUUGAAGAGUAUGAGCUUGGUGAGAUUCCCUGACUCACAUAGACCGAGCGGAAUCUCACCGGACAACGAGUUAGACGACACAUCUAGCCACUGCAGAGGCGAGUUAUGCCCGAGAUUCAUUGGCAAUGAACCUGUGAAAGAGUUCUUCCACAGCUCGAGUACCUGCAAUUUAGUCAGGUUCCCGAGCUGGCUUGGGACUGGACCAGUGAGCUGGUUUCGCAUCACAUUCAACAGCUCCAGAUUCUUGAGCCCAGCGAUCUCCACAGGUAGCUCUCCUGAAAUCUGGUUAUCAGAUAGAUCCAACAUUGUGAGUGAUUGAAUGCUGCCAAGUUCUGGUGGGAUCUUCCCGGUGAAAUUGUUCCCGUACAGAAACACAGUUGUAAGUUUCUCCAGCUUGCCUAAUUCAGCUGGAAUCUGACCGCUGAGACUGCCAACAGCUAAAUCUAGAUACUGAAGAUUGGUAAGAUUGCCAAUCUCUGCAGGGAUUUCGCCUUCAAACUCAUUGUAACCCAAGAUUAUCGUCUCCAGAGAAGACAGCUGGUCAAUCUCCUUCGGGAUGUUUCCAGUCAGGUUAUUACCAGAAAGGCCAAGAAACUUGAGCUUCUGCAGAUUCCUGAAAGAUCCAGGAAUCGACCCUUCGAAGAAGCUCCCUCGAAAAUCCAGGCUUUGCAGCAAUGUUGCAUUGCCGAGAUCCGCUGGGAGAAACCCUGAGAAGUUGUUGCUAGAAGCAUUGACCAAGGUCAACCCUGGAGCCAUUCCAAGGCCAGUAGGGAACUUGCCAAUGAAGUUGUUCAUACUGAAGUCAACAGUCCUCAGUGAAGUGAGAUUCCCCAAAGUUUCCGGCAAGGCUGAGGUGAACCCAUUGUUGAAGACAGAGAGGUAAGAUAGACUCCUCAGCUCUUGAAUGUGAUCCGAGAUGCUGCCACUGAGGUUCAUGUUCGAAAGGUCAAGCUUCUCCACAAGACCAUUGGCAUUGCAACUUAAACCGGUCCAGUUGCAGUGGCUCCCAGAAUCCAACCUCCAAUCAGCGAGCUGGUUCGAUGAAUCGACCAGGCUCGAUUUCAUUGCGAGAAGAGCCGACACCUCCACCUCCACCACAUUGUGCUGGACACCCAGUGCUCCAUGGGUUAUUACAAUGGCUAGCGAGCAGCAGCCAAUGAAACAGUAGUGGAAGAAGACCAGCAACUUGGUGGCUUCCAUUUCUGGGUUGUCUCUCUCGCUUUCUUACUUGAGAUGGGUUCUGGGUUGUUUUUGCUUCUAGUUCUCAGGCAUUGCCGAAAAGGGAAGGUCGGCAAAGGACCAGAAGAAGGCGACAGGAAGCGAAUGGAAGGUGCUCUUUGAGAGAAGAAAUGGGAGGGAGUUAUUUCAAGACAGACAAUGUUAGAGAACAGAUAGAAUUAUACUGCAAGAAUGUGGUGAUUGGGUGAUUAGUUUAGUUUACGUGGGUUCUUGGGAUCUUAAACAGCUAAGCUAAUGAAGUGGUUCAAUCAGUGAACUGUAAAGCCAUUUGGAGGUAUUGGAAAUGUAGGGGACAUUCAAACAUGGGAGGGGAAUGUGUUCCUUAUUAUCAUUUUAAAAAUUUUGCAGCCCAAGUUUCAUUUGGCUGAUUAUAAAAUCUUUGCAGGGAUGAUGGUCAGGUCAAACCUGUGGAGGUGAACUUUUGUACCCUCAUUCCUUGUUAUUUAUUUAUUACCUUUCACUGACCAAUUGGGAUUUGCAUUUCUGUCAGUUCUCUGACUUCUGUU